This is a messenger RNA of Microthlaspi erraticum, 828 nucleotides long. The record is from the annotation of a GenBank genome assembly. NCBI's taxonomy places the organism in Eukaryota, Viridiplantae, Streptophyta, Magnoliopsida, Brassicales, Brassicaceae.
AUGGCUACCUCCUACCACGUCCGGUCUUGUAGCUUACCAGCUCGGUUACACUCAAAUGGCCUCAACCAUAUUCAUCAACUCCUCAACAAGCUUCCAACAGAUCAUGAGAAUAGUUUCUCACUUCUCUCACAGCUCUAUGAAUCCGUCUCUCGUCUCUUCAACGACUCACCAGCUUCGUUACUCCUCCCUCAUCAUUCUUUCUUCACACAUCUUCUUGAUCUCUCGCUUGUACACCUUGACUUGUGCUCCAAGCUAAGAGACAUCACUUGCCGCAUCAAGGACUGUCUCCGCGACCUCCGUUCUGCUUUCAGACGGAGGAGACACGGUGGAGAUUCUACCAUCCGGUGCCACGUUAAAGCCUUUAUCCGCUCGAGGAAAGCAAUCCAUAAGGACCUCGCUAAGCUACUCUUGUUGCUCAAACAAACCGACCAUUCCUCCACUUCCGGGUCGUCUCAUCCUUUGAUCGCACUUCUCCGACAAGUUUGUUCUCAAACAUGUAUGUCCUUGCGGACAGUCUUGUUGUCUUUAUCCACAUCUGUACCAAAGCCUAAGCCUUCCAGAUGGGCUUUGGUCACCAAACUAGUCAUCAAGAAUACAAGUGUUCAAGUUGAGACCGGACACAGAAACGAGUUCCAGACGAUGGACGAAGAACUAGGAAGAUUCUGCUUAGCGAAAGAGAUAAAGAAGGAACGAAUCAAGUCUGUGAUCACCAACUUGGAUAACGUAGAUGUUGCAGUUGAAGAUCUGGAGUCAUCACUUGAAAGCUUGUACAGACGUAUGAUCCAAGCUAGAGUCUCUCUUUUGAACAUACUCUCUUUGCAUAUAUAA